This is a messenger RNA of Capsicum annuum, 1481 nucleotides long. Its product is annotated as methyl jasmonate esterase 1. The record is from RefSeq and is a predicted model, not a curated record. Gene Ontology annotation, biological process: jasmonic acid metabolic process; salicylic acid metabolic process. NCBI's taxonomy places the organism in Eukaryota, Viridiplantae, Streptophyta, Magnoliopsida, Solanales, Solanaceae. Gene Ontology annotation, molecular function: methyl jasmonate esterase activity; methyl indole-3-acetate esterase activity; methyl salicylate esterase activity. The transcript is spliced from 3 exons. The coding region runs from base 62 to 916 and encodes 284 amino acids.
UAUAAUUGCCUUGUAAUGGUUGAUACAAUGUGCUCAUUCUUCAAACAAAGAAGAACAAGAUAUGGAAAAAAGCAAGUUUCUAACAAGUCUAGUUCUAAUACUUGUGUUGUCAUAUGUAAAUGCAACGACAUCAGGCCCUAAAUGGUCUAAAGCACGCAAGCACUUUGUGCUUGUUCAUGGGGCUUGCCAUGGAGCCUGGUCUUGGUACAAGAUAAUAGCAUCGAUUAAAACUUCAGGGCAUAAUGUAACAGCUCUGGACUUGGGUGGUUCAGGGGUCAACCCAAAACAGGUCCUUGAAAUCCCACAUUUAUCAGAUUACUUUAGUCCGCUAAUGGAGUUCAUGACUUCUCUUCCAGCAGAUGAAAAAGUGAUUCUUGUUGGUCAUAGUCUUGGUGGACUUGCCAUUUCUAAAGCUAUGGAAAACUUUCCAGAAAAAAUUUCAGUUGCUAUAUUUGUCACUGCUCUAAUGCCUGGUCUAACUCUUGAUGCAUCCACCAUCACCAAUGAGUCAUCCAGCGGAUUAUUUAAACUUGAUAAUCGUAUUACAUUUGAUAAUGGACCUACCAGUCCUCCAACAACCUUCAGCUUGGGUCCGAAGUACUUGGAGAGUUAUAUUUAUCCACUGAGCCCAAUUCAAGACUGGGCACUGGCUACUACAGUAGUAAGGCCAUUGUAUCUUUACAGUUUGGAUGACAUAUCAAAGGAGAUAGUUCUUUCAAGCAAGAGGUAUGGAUCAGUUAGACGAGCGUAUAUUGUGGCGGCUGAAGAUAAAGCUCUAUCGAAGGAAUUUCAACAGUCAAUGAUUGAAAAGAAUCCACCAGAUCAGGUGGAAGAGAUUUCGGGAUCUGAUCACGCGCCCAUGAUGUCUAAGCCCGGUCAACUAUUUACUCUUCUUAUGCGUAUUGCCAACAAAUGACAAGCUAUCAUAUUAUCUUAAUCCAGCUUGUAUUACAUAUUCAUGAUGAAUACUGCGUAAUUGAGAUAAAAUAAGAUUAUCCUUCUUCCCACGUGUAAAAAUUUAUGAAAUGGUUCCUUCCUAAUUACAUCUCCAGUACAUGAGCAUUGACAAAAUAAUAUAACUUCUAAGUAAUUCCAGUAAGAGAGAAGGAUCUAAGCAACAACAUGUUGCAAUUAUUUUCAUGAGAUCAAGAUUCCAAAAGUCAAUGUAUAUCCAACUUGCACUCAAGAUUAUCACACUACUCAAACUCGCACGAGCUUAAUUCUUUAAUAUCAAAAUCUUCCUUAUAUUUUUUGGCAGGUCAUGGAAAGCUUUCCAGAAAAAAUUUCAGUUGCUGUUUUUUUAACUUCUAUGAUGGCUGGUCCAACUCUGAAUGAUUCAACCCUCAUGAAAGAGCUCAAAGUUCCCUAUCUUGUUUUCAUUUUAUUUAUCGACCAUAUUUGGUCUUAAUUUUGAAACUGACAGUCUUAUCUCUUUCGGCAACUUUAGCCUGAAUUAUCCAAUAAUCUAUUCUCUUUCUCUA